This is a messenger RNA of Phodopus roborovskii (desert hamster), 1391 nucleotides long. It is a transcript of the gene Slc30a8, whose product is annotated as solute carrier family 30 member 8. Gene Ontology annotation, cellular component: plasma membrane. Gene Ontology annotation, molecular function: zinc ion transmembrane transporter activity. The record is from RefSeq and is a predicted model, not a curated record. The transcript is spliced from 8 exons. The coding region runs from base 1 to 1083 and encodes 360 amino acids. Lineage: Eukaryota; Metazoa; Chordata; Mammalia; Rodentia; Cricetidae. Gene Ontology annotation, biological process: response to zinc ion; response to glucose; insulin secretion.
AUGGACAGCGUCAUCUGCACCAGUAAAUUAGGUGCACUGAUGUUGAGAGAACUCCGACAGAAACCUCUGAAUAAAGAUCAGUGUCCUGGAGACAGGCCAGAGCAGCCCGAGGCAGGAGGCAUUUAUCACUGCCACAGCAGCUUCAAGGCCACAGAGAACAGGGCAAGCAAGCAGGUGCCUGCCAAGAGGAGACUCUGUGCUGCGUCAGCAAUAUGCUUCGUCUUCAUGGUGGCGGAGGUGGUUGGUGGACAUGUUGCUGGGAGUCUUGCUGUCCUGACAGAUGCUGCUCACCUCUUAAUUGACCUGACCAGUUUCCUGCUCAGCCUCUUCUCUUUAUGGUUGUCAUCUCGGCCUCCCUCCAAGCAGCUGACCUUUGGGUGGUACCGAGCAGAGAUCCUUGGUGCCCUGCUGUCUGUCCUUUGCAUCUGGGUAGUGACUGGUGUGCUGGUUUACCUUGCCUGUGAGCGUCUAUUGUAUCCUGAUUACGAGAUCCAAGCAAGCAUCAUGAUCACUGUUUCAGGCUGUGCAGUGGCAGCCAACAUUGUACUCACUGCAAUUUUGCACCAACGGCACCUUGGCCACAACCACAAGGAUGAACAAGCUAACGCUAGUGUCAGAGCAGCCUUUGUGCAUGCCCUUGGGGAUGUAUUUCAGAGCAUCAGUGUGCUAAUUAGUGCUCUCAUCAUCUACUUUAAGCCAGACUACAAAAUUGCUGAUCCAGUGUGUACAUUUAUCUUUUCCAUCCUGGUUUUGGUCAGUACCAUCAUGAUCUUAAAAGACUUCUCCAUCUUACUCAUGGAAGGUGUUCCAAAAGGCCUGAGUUACAACAGCGUGAAAGAGCUCAUCCUCAAAGUCGAUGGCGUGAUGUCUGUGCACAAUCUGCACAUCUGGUCGCUUACAGUGAACCAAGUGAUUCUCUCUGUUCAUGUGGCUACAGCUGCCAGCAAGGACAGCCAGUCUGUGAGGACAGGGAUUGCUUGUGCCCUCAGCAGGAGCUUUGACCUGUACUCCCUCACCAUUCAGAUAGAGUCUGAAGCAGACCAGGACCCCAGCUGCCUUUUGUGUGAAGAUCCACAGGACUAGCUGGGUCACACUGCCAGCUUCUGUGUUUCAGAGGCCAUGACAAGCUGCUGCAAAGUUUCUGUAACACACAAUUAAGCAAUCCGCGGCAUAGGUAGGAACGAGUUAUGACAGUGUAAAGUGUGUGUUCUUCCUUCUUAUUUAUCUCCAUCCGGAAUAAUGAAGAUGCACAAGACUCAUCAGUUUCUUGGAUUAUAUCAUAAUUAGUAGUUGUGUCCAAUUAUGGGAAUGCACAUAUUCAUUACUCCUAACUGGGGGAAGAAACAGCAGAUGUUUGCAACCACAGGUAAUAAAUGGUUCACUUCCCUACA